AUGCUCCAGCAACCAGUAUCCAGGGAAUUACGUUCAUUUCAAUCACUUUCCCGUUUUUCUGGACCCCGUGGAUUGCUAAACAGGCGUCAAUCAAAUUCUAGGCGCUAUCUGCAAUCACGGCGCAGAACUACCGAAGCUUGCGUGGAUGAUUCACAGCUUUUAUCAGCAACGGGGCCUGGCCCAUCCACAGAAGGUCGAAGCUUCUUGCCGCAUAGGAAGAAAACUUUCUCGUUAUCUAUGGAAGUAAAUCCAUUACGACCAUGGCAUGAUAGUAUUCUGGAAGAAGUUGAUUAUCAGAAACAAACCCAAGUUGGUUGGGAUAAUGAGGCGGAUAUUAUCAACGAAGAAUGCGAUUUACCCUAUCCAGGAUUUACGGAACCAGCCUUACAUUGUUUACGGCAAGCAGUACCACCACGUUCAUGGGCCUUACGAAUGGUUAUGAAUCCGUGGUUUGAUCGUAUAACAAUGAUUGUUAUUUUGAUUAAUUGUGUAACACUUGGAAUGUAUCGGCCAUGUGAGGAUAAUGAUAAUUGUACAACAUAUCGUUGCUAUGUUCUCUCAACCAUUGAUCAUAUCAUUUUUGCAUAUUUUGCUUUAGAAAUGAUGAUCAAAAUAAUUGCACUCGGGUUCUAUGGCUCAGCCGCUUAUCUUUCUGAUACUUGGAAUCGCCUUGAUUUUUUUAUUGUUUGUGCAGGGUGUGCAGAAUAUCUAUUGCAAGAAUACUUGGGUAAUUUAAAUUUAACUGCUAUACGAACAAUUCGUGUACUUCGACCGUUACGUGCUGUCAAUAGGAUACCAUCCAUGAGAAUUCUUGUUAAUCUAUUAUUGGACACAUUACCGAUGCUUGGUAAUGUAUUGUUGUUAUGUUUCUUUGUCUUUUUCAUAUUUGGUAUUAUUGGUGUUCAAUUAUGGGCCGGACUGCUCAGAAAUCGUUGUGUUAUUAGCUUGCCCAAAAUAAAUGCUGAUAUUGAUGUCUCAGAUAUAUCACUUACACGAUAUUAUAUACCGGAAGACACCUCGCUAGAAUAUAUUUGUAGUCAAGCGGAUUCAUCAGGUCUUCAUACAUGCAAUAAUCUACCUCCUUACGUACACAACGGAGUUAAAUGUAAUUUGACGAUACAUGAAUGGACAAAUAUAAAAAAUGAUACAACAGCGUGUAUAAAUUGGAAUGCUUAUUAUAAUGAAUGUAAAGUUAUGCAUCGUAAUCCAUUCCAAGGAUCUAUAUCAUUUGAUAAUAUUGGUUUCGCAUGGAUUGCUAUCUUUCUGGUUAUAAGCUUAGAAGGAUGGACAGAUAUCAUGUACUAUGUACAAGAUGCGCAUUCGUUUUGGAAUUGGAUAUAUUUUGUCUUAUUGAUUAUUAUAGGAGCAUUUUUCAUGAUCAAUUUAUGUUUGGUUGUUAUCGCAACACAAUUUGCGGAAACAAAACGACGCGAAACCGAACGAAUGAUUGAAGAAAGGAAAAGACUACGAUCAUCAGGAUCUCUCAGUAGCGAUCCGGCUCAUUUAUCGAGAGAUGAUGAAGAAGGUGAUAGUGUUUAUGCAGCUAUAAUCAAAUCUAUACGACAUUAUUCUCGUCGAUUGAAAAGAAGAUUUCUUAAGCAAUGGAAAAUUUGGGAGGAACGUUUUGCGACUAGGCGGAAAUUCUUUAAAGGCUUUUCAAAUAACACUCAACCAAAAGCUGAAAAUUCUAAAGAAACGAAAGCGAAAGAUGUCAAAGUAGCCAAUAUUGCUACAAAUGACACGUUAUUGCCAUUGGAAAGUGCCCAUCACGAGGAAAGUACCCAUCACGAGGAAAGUAAAUUGCAAGAUACUAUUAAGAAUCUGAAGUGGAAUGGAAGUAUGAAUGUGACAGAUUGCACAUCGAACAGUCUAGAAAGUGACGUGGAGAUAGGUUCAACGAAUGACAACCAUCUUGCCUCACUGAAAAAAUCCGUUCGAGUGGGAGAUUUGUCAAGCGGUGAGGAAAGUGAUGUGGAACUUUCCGAUCAAUUAUCCGGAACCGAAUCUGAGCUUGGAUAUGGUGAUGCUGAUGGUAUUCGUAGCAGCAAGGACUAUGGUGAUAGUUCCCGCACUAAAUCGGAUAAACUGACCAAAACAAAUUCUACGCUAUUAGGUCGAUUUCGUGAAAAACUUCGAGCAUUUGUGGUUUGUAAUCAUUUCAAACGCGGUAUUUUAUUCGCUAUUUUGAUUAAUACUCUCAGUAUGGGCGUCGAGUAUCACCAGCAGCCUGAAUUACUGACAACAAUCUUAGAAAUCAGUAACUACUUCUUUACUGGUUUAUUCGCAUUGGAAAUGUUGCUCAAAAUAGGUGCAGAUGGUUUAUUUGGAUAUCUUUCCGAUGGUUUCAAUCUUUUUGAUGGCGGAAUAGUCGCACUAAGUGUGUUGGAAUUGUUUCAAGAAGGAAAAGGAGGAUUAUCAGUACUUCGAACAUUUCGUUUACUUCGGAUUUUGAAACUGGUUCGAUUUAUGCCCGCUUUACGAUAUCAGUUGGUUGUUAUGUUACGUACAAUGGAUAAUGUGACGGUAUUCUUUGGAUUACUCGUUCUCUUCAUCUUUAUUUUCAGUAUACUUGGAAUGAACUUAUUUGGAUGCAAGUUUUGCAAAAAUCCAAUUAAUGCAAUGGAUCAAACUAAGAAAUGUGAGCGCAAAAAUUUCGAUUCUCUGUUAUGGGCACUGGUCACUGUUUUUCAGAUUUUAACACAAGAAGAUUGGAAUGUCGUUCUAUUUAAUGGCAUGGCUCGUACGACACCUUGGGCUGCUCUAUACUUUGUUGCUUUGAUGACAUUUGGCAAUUAUGUACUAUUCAAUUUGCUUGUUGCAAUCCUGGUUGAAGGUUUCCAAGAAAGUAAGGAAGAAGAGAAACGACAAUUGGAAGAAGAAGCUAUGAAAAAGGCAACUGAUGAAGAAAAAGAAAGAAAACGUGAAUUGGAAUUAUUUCUAGCGAAAGCUUCCUCUUCCACAUAUCUUAAUCAAAAGAAUUCUCCCACCUAUUAUAGUUACGAUCGUGGACCAGGUAAUUUUCAAGCAUUUCAAGAUGUCUACCAAAUGCGAUACAGUGUUCCGACAAGUCCAGAUGAUGAGGAGGAAGGUGAGAAAUCAUUGCAGUUAAGACAACGAUCGUUUCUAACCAGACGAACUGGUAGUUUCAAUCGGCAUCAUCCAGCAAAAUCAAUUAAUUCUAGUCUUUAUUAUAGAUUAGAUCGACAUACUUCACUUAUCCUACCUCAAAUGAUACCGUACUUUGAUCCUUAUUCAAACGCCGAAGUUCGACAACGUAUGAAUAGUUGGUGUGGAAUGCAAACAAAACUCAAUCCAUUUCGUUCUAUUGAUAGUCGGCAAGCUGUUAUUGAAGCCUAUACAAGGGAUAGGUUAAUUAAGGCAAAUGAAGAAUUGCAAGCAGCGAUUGAGCAGGAUGAACGUUGCAAGAGAGAAUGGCAAAAUACGAAAUUGAUGCGAUUAUUGCGAAAAACGUGUUUUUAUAAACGUGCCGAUUAUUCGCUUUAUAUUUUUAGUUCAAAAAAUCGAAUUCGAAUUAAGUGCCUUCAAUUAACACAAAAAAAAUGGUUUGAUUAUACGAUUUUGAUAUUCAUCGCUAUUAACUGUAUUACACUAGCCAUGGAACGACCAUCAAUUCCACCGAAAUCGCUGGAACGACAAUUCCUCACAUUUACCGGAUAUGUUUUCACCGUAAUUUUCACCAUCGAAAUGAGUAUGAAGGUUGUUGCGAAUGGAUGUUUAUUUGGAAAAGAUGCUUAUUUUAAAGAUGGAUGGAACAUUUUGGAUGGCGCAUUAGUCAUUAUAAGUCUUAUAAAUGUUGUUUUUGAAUUGUUAGUUCAUAUAGAUUCACCGAAAAUAUUUGGUGUUAUACGUGUAUUACGGUUGCUACGAGCAUUGCGUCCGUUGCGUGUUAUCAAUCGAGCACCUGGUGUGAAACUGGUGGUUAUGACGUUAAUAAGUAGUUUGAAACCUAUUGGAAACAUUGUUUUGAUUUGUUGCACUUUUUUUAUCAUCUUUGGUAUUCUCGGUGUUCAGUUAUUCAAGGGUAUGAUGUUCCACUGUGUUGGACCAAAUUUAACUAAUGUCACAACAAAGACAGAUUGUUUGAUGGAUCCACGAAAUCGAUGGGUUAAUCAUCGUUAUAAUUUUGACAAUCUUGGCCAAGCAUUAAUGUCAUUGUUUGUAUUAUCCAGUAAGGAUGGCUGGGUUGCUAUCAUGUACCAGGGUAUUGAUGCCACAGGUGUAGAUUUACAGCCGAUCGAAAAUUACAAUGAAUGGCGAAUGAUUUAUUUCAUUUCCUUUCUACUACUUGUCGGAUUCUUUGUACUGAAUAUGUUUGUUGGUGUUGUUGUGGAGAAUUUUCACAAAUGUAAAGAAGCAUUGGAAGCUGAAAUGAAGGAACAAGCACGAAAAAAGCGCCUGGAAAGAAAAUUAAAACGACAACAAUACGAAAGUGAAUAUGGACAAAAGAAAAAAAGACGUGAAAAAUCUCAACCAUACUGGCACAAUUACGGUCCCACAAGGCUAUUUUUAAACAAUAUUGUGACAUCAAAGUACUUCGACUUAGCCAUCGCCGCUGUUAUUGGAGUAAAUGUUAUCUCAAUGGCAAUGGAGUUCUAUAUGAUGCCAAUUGGACUGAAAUAUGUCCUUAAAACAUUGAAUUAUUUUUUCACAGCUGUCUUCACUCUCGAAUCUGUGAUUAAACUUAUAGCAUUGGGAUUUCGUCGCUUUUUUCAAUGGAAUCAAUUGGAUAUUUCCAUUGUAAUUCUAUCUAUCGCUGGUAUCAUAUUCGAGGAAUUUGAAGCCUUAGAAUUACCCAUUAAUCCAACAAUUAUCCGAGUGAUGCGAGUCCUUCGGAUUGCUCGGGUAUUGAAAUUGUUAAAAAUGGCUAAAGGUAUCCGAUCAUUGUUGGAUACUGUUGGUGAGGCAUUACCACAAGUUGGAAAUCUUGGAUCCCUUUUCUUUCUCCUGUUUUUCAUUUUUGCCGCUCUUGGUGUCGAGUUAUUCGGUAAACUCGAAUGUUCGGAUGAACAUCCAUGUGAUGGACUUGGUGAGCAUGCUCAUUUCAAAAAUUUUGGCAUGGCAUUUCUUACAUUAUUUCGCAUAGCUACAGGUGAUAAUUGGAAUGGAAUUAUGAAGGAUGCAUUACGUGAUGAUUGUGAUCCAUCGGAUCAUUGUGAAUCAAAUUGUUGUGUCGAUCCAAUAUUAGCACCAUGUUUUUUUAUCAUUUUUGUACUGAUCUCGCAAUUUGUAUUGGUCAAUGUUGUUGUUGCUGUUUUGAUGAAGCAUUUAGAAGAGAGUAACAAAAGAGAAGAGGCGUCUGAUGGUCAUGGGAUAACUGGAACGGAUACCGAUGUGAAUAAAACUGAUACAGAUGUUGAAGAUAAUGCCGAUUCAUCACAAAAAGAUUUAGAUAAUACUGGUGCUGAUACGAAGAAUGAAAAGGAUUGCUUAUUAGUUCAUACAAGAUAUAUGGAAACACCUUUACUGAAACACAACGAACAUCACAACGGGCAUUCCCCCAUGCUCAAAUGA
Messenger RNA from Loa loa (African eye worm), 5532 nucleotides. RefSeq lists its product as hypothetical. Gene Ontology annotation, molecular function: voltage-gated sodium channel activity; low voltage-gated calcium channel activity. Bases 1 to 5532 code for a protein of 1843 amino acids. Gene Ontology annotation, biological process: calcium ion import; neuronal action potential; calcium ion transmembrane transport. The record is from RefSeq and is a predicted model, not a curated record. The transcript has 39 exons. Gene Ontology annotation, cellular component: plasma membrane; voltage-gated sodium channel complex; voltage-gated calcium channel complex. NCBI's taxonomy places the organism in Eukaryota, Metazoa, Nematoda, Chromadorea, Rhabditida, Onchocercidae.